AUGCUCUUGACGGGUUCCAUGAAUGAAUCGGGUAGUGAAUCUAUGAGUGAUAAAGGUGAAAGAAGCGAUACAAGUGGGUCUGCUUCUGGAAGUGAAAGUGAAAGUGGCUCGAGUUCUGGGUCAGCAUCUGGCUCUGGUGGAAGAUCAGGGUCAGAAAAAUCUUCCAAUGAAGAUCGAUCACAUCACAGUGAUGACACCAAGUCAUCAUCUAAACAUAGUAACCCUAAUUCCUCCAAAUCUGAUCAUCACACUGACAAAGAAUCGUCAAGCGAGGACACCAUAAAGCCUAAGUCUAGGAGCAGCCAUGGUAAAAUUAAAUCUGACCUCUGGGAAGAUAACCCUGACAUUUACGGUAUUAGAAGAUCUGGACGAUCUAGAAAAGAACCAGAUAGACUGAAAGUAGCAGAUAGUGACUCAAGUGAAAAAGGAAGAAGUCACAAUCGGAAAAGUAGAAAGAAAAGCGAUUCAUGGAAUUCAGACACAUCUGAUAGUGAUAGUGACAUGAAAGGUUCUCCACCUCCUCCUUCAAAAAGACCAGGCCAAAGAAGUGUACCUCUUAGAAAAAGAAAGCCGACAAGGAGAAGAAAGUUUACUAGUGAUGAAGAUGAAACUUCUGAAGCUUCUGAUGAAGAGUCUAGAAGAACAGCGACACGAAGAACUGGUGCAGCUGUUAGUUAUAAAGAGGCAAGUGAUGAACAAACAGAUUCUUCAGAUCUUCUAGAAGUUGAAGGUGGUGAAGCCGAAGCAGAAGGAGAACCUGAGCCAGAAGACCACAGUGAGACUAUAGAAAAGGUUCUUGGACACAGACGAGGGAAGAAAGGAGUCACUGGCAAUGUGACUACGGUUUAUUAUAUAGAAGAGCAUGGAGAUCUUAAUGAGGGUUGUAAUCCAGAAGAUGAAGAGUCAACUGAACCCCAGUACCUGAUUAAGUGGAAAGGAUGGUCUCAUAUACAUAAUACUUGGGAAUCUGAGAAAUCACUCAAUGAACAGAAAGUUAAAGGAUUAAAGAAACUAGAAAAUUACAUAAAAAAAGAAGCCGAGUUGUCAUGGUGGAGACAGAGGGCAGGCCCGGAAGACAUUGAUUACUAUGAAUGCCAAUCAGAAUUGCAGCAAGAACUUGUAAAAACAUACAACAAUGUUGAGAGAAUUAUAGCUGAGCAAACUCGUGAAUUGGAGGGUGGUGGGAGUGCUCGAGAAUAUUAUUGUAAAUGGGAGUCACUCCCAUAUGCAGAUGCUACAUGGGAAGAUUCAGCUUUAAUUGAGAGGCGGUGGCCAGCUGAAGUAGAACAUUUUAAACAUAGAGAAGCUGCUAAAACAACACCAUCUAGACAUUGUCCUGUAUUGAGAAGAAGACCAAAAUUCCAUCAGAUUAAAGAACAACCAGAGUAUAUGGGCAAGGAUCAGACAUAUGAACUACGUGAUUAUCAAAUGGAUGGAUUAAAUUGGCUGAUACAUUCCUGGUGUAAAGAUAACUCUGUUAUUCUUGCUGAUGAAAUGGGUUUAGGUAAAACUAUACAGACUAUAUGCUUUUUGUACUACUUGUUUAAAUCUCAACAACUUUAUGGACCAUUCCUGUGUGUUGUACCAUUAAGUACAAUGACUGCUUGGCAAAGAGAAUUUCAACAGUGGGCACCUGACAUUAAUGUUGUUACUUACAUUGGUGAUGUCAUAAGCAGAGAUAUUAUUAGGCAAUUUGAAUGGAGCUUUUCAAGUUCAAAGAGACUUAAGUUUAAUGCAAUAUUGACAACCUAUGAGAUCUUACUUAAAGACCGCCAGUUUCUAAGGUCUUUUAGCUGGGCUUGCUUAUUAGUAGAUGAAGCCCAUAGAUUAAAAAAUGAUGAUUCUUUAUUGUAUAAAGCCUUGAAAGAGUUUGAAACAAAUCAUAGGUUAUUAGUUACGGGGACUCCACUGCAAAACUCUUUGAAGGAAUUAUGGGCAUUACUCCACUUUAUUAUGCCCUACAAAUUUGAAUCAUGGGAAGAGUUUGAGAAAGAUCAUGAGGAUGCUGCUACAAAAGGAUAUGAAAAACUGCACAAACAGUUAGAGCCCUUUAUACUAAGACGGCAGAAAAAAGAUGUUGAAAAGUCCUUGCCAGCAAAAGUAGAACAAAUAUUAAGGGUGGAAAUGACUUCAAUUCAAAAACAAUAUUACAAAUGGAUCCUUACUAAGAAUUACAGUGCUUUGCGUAAAGGUGUUAAAGGUUCUAUUAACACCUUCAUAAAUAUUGUUAUAGAAUUGAAAAAAUGUUGUAAUCAUGCCCUUUUGACCAAGCCAGAAGAUUUUGAAUCAAGAGCAUCUCUUGCAACCACUGAUGCUGUGGAGAAACUGUUACGUGGAUCUGGAAAGCUGCUGCUGUUAGACAAACUUCUAUGCAGACUAAAAGAAACUGGUCAUAGAGUGCUCAUUUUCUCUCAAAUGGUCAGAAUGUUAGAUAUUUUGGCUGAGUACUUACAAAGAAGGCAUUUCCCGUUUCAACGUCUUGAUGGAAGUAUAAAAGGAGAAAUCAGGAAACAGGCCCUUGACCAUUUCAAUGCAGAAGGUUCUCAAGAUUUCUGCUUCUUACUGUCAACACGUGCUGGAGGCUUGGGUAUAAAUUUGGCUACAGCUGAUACAGUCAUUAUUUUUGAUUCUGAUUGGAAUCCUCAAAAUGAUCUUCAAGCUCAAGCACGUGCCCACCGUAUUGGUCAAAAAAAUCAGGUCAAUAUUUAUAGAUUAGUUACUGCCCGUUCUGUAGAAGAAGAUAUAGUUGAAAGAGCCAAAAGAAAAAUGGUUUUGGAUCAUCUUGUGAUACAAAGGAUGGAUACAACUGGUAGGACAGUACUUAAUAAACGCGAUGCAUCUGGAACAACUGCAAAUACCCCAUUCAAUAAAGAGGACUUGAAUGCUAUAUUGAAAUUUGGUGCAGAAGAGUUGUUUAAAGAUGAUGAUGAAAAUGAUGAAGAUCCUGUUUGUGAUAUUGAUGAAAUUUUACAAAGAGCUGAAACUCGUGAUGAAGGACCAACUAUGGCAGGGGAUGAGUUGCUCUCAGCUUUUAAAGUAGCUAGUUUUGCAUUUGACGAAGAAAAAGCUGUGAUGGAGGUGAAAAAGGACAAUACUGAAGAGGAAAGUAAAGAUUGGGAUGAUAUCAUACCAGAAAAUGUCAGAAAAAAUAUUGCAGAACAAGAAAAGACUAAAGAAAUGGAAGACUUAUAUUUACCUCCAAGAAGAAAAAAUAUGCAAACAAAUAAUGCUGACAAUGAUGGUAGGAAGCGACGUAGUAGAGGGUCUGGGGAAGGGGGGGAUGGUGAAGGUGAUAUUGACAGCGAUGCCUCUGAAGCUGAAGCCAGUGCCGAUGAUGACCGACCGCGUAAGAGGGGCCGGCCCCCCGCUUCACACAGAGAAAAAAUUAAGGGCUUUACAGAUCAAGAGAUACGAAGAUUUGUUAAAAGCUACAAGAAGUUUUCUGCACCAUUAAAGCACCUUGACAGCAUAGCUUGUGAUGCUGAACUUCAAGAGAAACCCUUAGCUGACCUGAAAAAGCUUGGUGAGAUACUGCAAGAGAGGUGUAAAGCUGUACUCAAUGAUACUACAGAGACUAAUAAUGAACAAAGUAAUGGACGAAAAAAUGCUAGAAAAACCUUUAAACUUGGAGGUGUUCCUGUUAAUGCCAAGACUAUGGCUGCUUGCCAGGAUGAAUUGGCUCCUCUAGAUGGAUUCUUGCCAGAAAAGAAAGAAGAUAGGUUAAAAUGGCAAUUAGACUUCAGGACGAGGCCAGCAAAUUUUGAUGUUGAGUGGGGUGUUGGAGAUGAUUCAAAGCUCCUUGCUGGUAUAUACCAGUAUGGUAUGGGUUCAUGGGAGGCUAUCAAAAUGGAUUCAUCUUUUGAAAUAGGUGAUAAAAUCCUAACUAAUGAGGACAAAAAACCUCAAGCUAAACAUCUACAGUCUAGGGCAGAAUAUCUGCUUAAAUUAAUAAAGAAAUUACUUGAUCAAAAAAAUGGAAAACAAAAGCAAAGAAAACCCAGAAUGAAGAAAGGUAAUAAGGAACCACCUGUAACUAAGGAUAUUGUUGAUGAAGAUGGUAGUUCUGGAGAGGAGAAUAAGAAAAACAAUAAAAUGAAAAAUGAUAAAUCUGAAAAGGUUAAAUCAAAAUUAGAAGAAAUUUCAACACAUGAUGAAACUUCAAAUGAUAAGAAAGAAAAAGAUAAGAAACGCACAAAGAAAGAAGGGAAAGAUCAAACAAAAGGUGACAAAGUCAAAGGUCGGAAGAAGCCAGCAGGACCUAUGCAUUUCACUGCAAAUAAUGAGCCAAGGGCUUUAGAUGUAUUAGGUGAUCUUCAUCCAUCAGUAUUUGAAGAGUGUAAAGAGAAAAUGAGGCCUGUAAAAAAGGCUUUACGCGCUCUUGAUAAUCCAGAUCAAACUUUGUCUGAAUCAGAACAAGUCUCAAGAACAAGAUCUUGCCUUUCACAAAUAGGGAACCAAAUUGAUAUUUGUUUAGAAGCGUUAUACAAAUAUGGUCUCAAGAAAACUGUAGAUGGGUCUAAAAAAGAUGGAAAACAUAAAGAAAACUUAAAGAGUGCUAAAAAUAAUCUUAAUUCAAAUAACCACAUAAGCAAAUCAUUUAAAAAGGAAGCUAAGCAGCAGGAGGACACAAAUAACAGAAAAGAAAAAAGGCCUAAAAUGGAUAAGGCAGAAAAAUCAAAUGACAAAAGUCCACAUUCAUCUGGUAUAAAGAGAAAGCUGGAAGAGGGUGAAUGUGAUCCAGAACCAACUGAAAACAAACGGCAUGAAAGACAUAAAACAAAGGAUCGCAAGCGUAGAGAUAGCAGCGUGAAGCGGGACGAUUUGAUGUGCAGAGAUCGGGGACGGUCGGAGCGCGAGAGAGACCGGGACCGUGAGCGGGACCGGGAGCGUGACAGGGAGCGGGAUCGGGACAGGGAUCGGGAGAGGGACCGGGAACGUGACCGCGACAGGGAACGUUCGCGUACUCGCCGCGACAGUGGAGGGAUGGGCCCCGCACGAGUGCGUCCACCCUACUCGUUAUCGCAUCCGCACCCAGAUCAUCAGUUACAUCCCGCAUGGACGCCUCCCGCUUAUCCCGGACCGCGCCAGUAUCGCGGCGAUCGAAACUCGAGACCACACGACAAAAGGAGCAGGUUUAGUGGUGGUUAUACUGGGAUGAGUGGCCCAUACAGUGGAUACUACGAGGGUAGUGCCAUGCCCAGUGGAAUGGGAUUCCCUCCAGUGCGGCCCUAUCCAGACGAUUGGCGAAGUUUCCCGCAACCUGAAUAUGCGUACGACGAGCGAGACUACGAACGAGAGGUUUAUAGGAGGGACUAUGACCGACGUGCUCCUCCCACU
Molecule: messenger RNA, 5337 nt
Organism: Iphiclides podalirius (scarce swallowtail)
Lineage: Eukaryota; Metazoa; Arthropoda; Insecta; Lepidoptera; Papilionidae
Source: the annotation of a GenBank genome assembly